Molecule: messenger RNA, 2391 nt
Organism: Clupea harengus (Atlantic herring)
Lineage: Eukaryota; Metazoa; Chordata; Actinopteri; Clupeiformes; Clupeidae
Gene: cops3
Product: COP9 signalosome subunit 3
Biological process (GO): ubiquitin-dependent protein catabolic process
Cellular component (GO): COP9 signalosome
Source: RefSeq, a predicted model, not a curated record
AUUCAGACAGCUGUUUGCACAAAACAAUACCUUUGCAGGCUGAAGGAAGAAAUUAUACAUUCUGACUGCACGUGUAGAAAAAUUUGUCAGGCGGAAACCCCUUUCUCGCGAGAUUAGGAGGUUGGUGGCGGCUGUGGCUGUGGCCCCGUCUGAAAGUAGACGGAGUUGUUGCUGACAUUUGAAUGAAAACGUUGUGAACAGUCACUCCGUAGACUCAUGAAAUAAUGGCUUCAGCACUGGAGCAGUUUGUGAACAAUGUGCGGCAGCUCUCGGCGCAAGGUCAGAUGACACAGCUAUGUGAACUGAUCAAUAAGAGCGGGGAGCUUCUGGCGAAGAACCUGUCCCACCUGGACACUGUCCUGGGGGCUCUGGAUGUCCAGGAGCACUCGCUGGGAGUGCUGGCUGUGCUGUUUGUGAAGUUCUCCAUGCCAAACAUCCCCGACUUUGAGACGCUGUUCUCCCAGGUCCAGCUGUUCAUCAGCACGUGCAAUGGAGAGCAUAUCAGAUAUGCAACAGACACGUUUGCUGGCCUCUGCCAUCAGUUGACCAAUGCCCUUGUGGAGCGGAAACAGCCUCUCCGUGGCAUCAGUAUCCUGAAGCAGGCCAUAGACAAAAUGCAGAUGAACGCAAACCAGCUUACCUCAGUGCAUGCAGACCUGUGCCAGCUCUGCCUGCUAGCGAAGUGCUUCAAGCCGGCCGUCCCCUACCUAGACCUGGACAUGAUGGAUAUCUGCAAGGAGAACGGCGCCUACGAUGCCAAACACUUCCUGUGUUACUACUACUACGGUGGAAUGAUCUACACCGGCCUAAAGAACUUCGAACGAGCACUCUAUUUUUUUGAACAGGCAAUAACCACUCCUGCGAUGGCGGUCAGUCACAUCAUGCUGGAGGCGUAUAAGAAGUACAUCCUGGUGUCACUCAUCCUCCACGGGAAGGUGCAGCAGCUGCCCAAGUACACGUCCCAGAUUGUGGGCAGGUUCAUCAAGCCACUGAGUAACGCCUAUCACGAGCUGGCUCAGGUGUACACCACCAACAACCCAGCGGAGCUGCGCAGCCUCCUCAACAAGCACAGCGAGGUGUUCGCCCGCGACAACAACACCGGCCUGGUCAAGCAGUGCCUCUCCUCCCUCUACAAGAAGAACAUCCAGCGACUCACCAAGACUUUUCUGACGCUGUCCUUACAAGACAUGGCAAGUCGGGUGCAGUUGUCCGGACCUCAGGAAGCAGAGAAGUACGUCCUACACAUGAUUGAAGAUGGUGAAAUCUACGCUAGCAUUAACCAGAAAGACGGCAUGGUCUGUUUCCACGACAACCCUGAAAAAUACAACAACCCUGCAAUGCUCCACAAAAUCGAUCAGGAGAUGCUGAAAUGCAUUGAGUUGGAUGAGAGGCUGAAGUCUAUGGAUCAGGAGAUCACAGUCAACCCUCAGUUUGUGCAGAAGAGUAUGGGUACGCAGGAAGACGAUGUCGGCACCAAGACCUCCAGCUACUCCUGAGGGCCUGUGGCGCCCCCUGUCUGUGGCACACCUUUUUACGGCCGAAAAAUGAUUGAUUCAGUAUGGACAAUAUUCAAGGAAAACUACACGUGAAUCAUUUGUUUAUUCCCAUCCCCACCCCACUCCACUCCUAUCCAGUCCACGUCUCCAAGCCCCAAACACACACAUGCGCACACGUACACACACACACACCUACACGCACACGUACACACACUUCUCCAUGCAUCGAAAGAGUUUUUGUCAGUGUUUUUAUUUAUCAAUGUGGAGCUGGAAGAGCCGUUCCUGCUUUAACCAAAAUGAAACCCGACGCUCCCCAGCUGGCAGCUGAUUCUGGGCCGAAACUGAGCCGGAUCUGGCCCCGGACCCGUGACCCGGGCUCCCGACCUCGCUCCGGUCCUGUGCCACAGGCUCCUUGACCUCGCUCCGGUCCAGUGACCCGCUCCAGACUCAGCUGCCGCCUGGGGUGAUGAUGUGAUCCGUUCCUCUUGGUUUUCUGACGGGGGUCGAUCCACGCGCCCCUCUCCUUCUCUUUGUACACACUGGUUUGCUCUUCCUCUCUGUUUGCCUGGCACGGCUCUUCUGUAGGUCAACUUGUAUGGAAUGCACACAACAACAACAACAACGACAACAACAACAAGGAAAAAACCCAUCUCUGUGUGUGUGUGUGUGUGUGUGUGUGCUCUAGUUUAUUUGGUGUGGGUGUGGGUGAGAGGUGACGGUGCUGUCGCGGUGGAGGGAGGAUUGUGUCGGGGGGGGUGUACUGGGUGGUGGGGGGGCGUCCAGGGUGGGGGGUGGGUCAGUUUCCUUCAGCUCUUGGUGUAAGGAAAGAAACAUGUUAUUUCAGGGGGAGCUCAACACGACACGAAAACUACCAUUAAAAUAUGUACAGCCUUCA